CCGGCCUUGGGCCCUGCCGCAUAGCCUUCUAACCGUCCAACCGAUUGAUUACUCAUUCGCGCUGCCACCCGUCCGUCCCUUGUAUUUAGGAUAUCGCCAGCGGCACGACGCCCUCGACCAUCAUCUCAUCGACUGCACUCUCCACUCUCCCAUGGACGCCGUUCUCGCGCUCGCACCACGACGGCUCGUCGCGCGCACGCUGUGCACGCUCGCAGUCUCGACCGCCGUCUACGCGGGCUACGCCCUCGCCGCAGCCCUCUACCGCCACUUCACUUCUCACCUGCGACUGCUGCCGGGCCCCGCGUCGACGCAUUGGUUUUGGGGGAACAGUCGGGAGCGGAUCGCUGAUCAAGAUCGUGGGCUCCUGGACGAAUGGGCGAAGCUGUAUGGACGCGUGUACAGGACCCGGCGGAUGAUGGGCGGGUACAACCUCGUUAUUACCGACACGAAGGCCAUCCACCAUUUCCUGACGCAGACCGGGGUGUACCAGAAGUCGAAGAUGAUGCGGACGAUGUUGGGGAGGAUCGUGGGGCCUGGUGCGGUUGCACUAUCUCUUGUCUCUCUGCAAGGACUGCGCAAGAUCAUGAACCCUGCAUUUGGUCUCCCGCAGGUUCGGGAGCUGACGGAGAUCUUCAUCCAGAAGUCUAUCCAGCUGCGGGAUGUCUGGCUGGCCGCGGCGACAGCGUCCCCCGAAAACGCUGCUCCCGUCGAAGCCCUGUCUGCGCUGAGCAAGACGACACUCGACAUCAUCGGCCUCGCCGGGUUCAAUCACGACAUCAACGCCCUCGCCGCAGACGCUCACUCGCAACCGGACGAGCUCGCCGAUGCUUUUGAGAAGCUAUUCGAGGCUGAAACCGGUUUUGAUCUUCUCGGCCUAUUUAUUUCGAGAGUGCCGCUCAUGAGCAGAUUGCCUACUAAGCAAUACCGCACCACUAAAGCGGCACAGGCCCGCAUGAUCGCUAGUGGUCGCAGACUUCUCGCUGAAAGCAAGCGAGAGGUGCAGCAGAACGGGUCGUUUACCAGCGGCACUGGACGAGCGAGAGAUCUGUUGGCGCUUCUCGUGAAAGCGAACAUGGACAAGGACAUCCCAGAGAGCCAACGCUUGAGUGAUGAGGAUGUUUUAGCUCAGGUUCCGACCUUCUUGGUUGCUGGGCACGAAACUACUAGCACCGCUGUGACCUGGGCACUGUUUGCUCUGACUCAGCACAAAUCCGUCCAGGACCGCCUUCGCGAAGAGGUUCGCGGAGUCGCCACAGACUUCCCGACACUUGAUGAGCUCAACUCGCUCCCUUAUCUCGACUGCAUCGUCAAAGAGACCUUGAGGUUGCAUCCGCCUGUGACACAAACCAGCCGAGUGGCAGUAGUCGAUGACGUCCUACCGCUGGAAGAGCCGUUUACAGAUAUUCAUGGCAUCGCGCACAGCAGCCUUUUAAUCAAACAGGGACAGAUUGUUUUGAUCCCGAUUGCGAUGCUCAACCGGGAUAAAUCUAUAUGGGGCGAAGACGCUCUCGAGUUCAAGUUUGUUUUCACUUCUAUGGCCCAACCGCGAUUCACGCUCCGCAGACCCGAGCGGUGGGACUCAUCCAUAUCUAACUCGAUCCCCGGCAUCUACUCGCACAUGCUGACAUUCAUCGGCGGGCCGCGGAACUGCAUCGGGUAUCGCUUCGCCUUGGCUGAGAUGAAGGCCCUGCUGUUCACUCUCGUCCGGAGCCUCGAGUUUGAGCUGGGGGUGCCGGCUGAGCAGCUCAGCCAGAAGGGCACAGCGAUUGUGAUGCGCCCGAUCGUGUUGAGUGAGCCGGAGAAGGGGAAUCAGCUGCCGUUGAUUGUCCGUCCUGUCUCGUGGACACCUCACCCAUGUCUUGUGCAUAAAACAAGAGUGUGGUCUGCUUCCAAAUGCUCCCGCGCGCGCACGACAGAAAAUCCAGUCAUGUCCGACUCCAUCGAAUGCGGGAAUGUCGACAACGGCAGCACGUUCAUGGGGCUGCGCAUCGCGUCGGUGUUCAUCAUACUCGUGUGCUCGACGGCGGGAACGAUGUUCCCCAUCGCGGCGCAGCGCUCGACGUGGCUGCGAGUGCCUAAGCCGGUCUUCGAGUUCGCCAAGUACUUUGGAUCGGGUGUAAUCAUCGCGACCGCUUUCAUCCAUCUUUUAUCACCCGGAAUGGACGAGCUGUCCUCUCCGUGUCUGUCCCCGGCGUGGUUAGACUACCCCUACGCGCUCGCGUUCUGCCUCCUCAGCAUCAUGUCCAUCUUCCUCGUCGAGCUGAUCGCAUUCCGCUGGGGAACCGCGAAGCUGAAGAGGAUCGGAGCCAGCCACGAUCCGCACGGCCAUCGAUCCGACUAUUCCCAUGCCGCACACGGACCGGAGACCUCUGCUGUUCCUGCCCAGGCUGCGGUCCCCCUCGCCUUGGCGCCCAAGGUCGACUCUUACAGUGGCAGAUCAGAUCCUGAGAGUGGCAAGGCUGAGCUCAAGGUUGGUCUGUCGAACAUCGAUGACUCGGUGGCGGCGCGGAUCUUGGGCAUUGCGAUCUUGGAAUUUGGGGUGCUGCUUCACAGUAUCCUCAUCGGCCUGACCCUCGCUGUCGACCCGAACUUCAAGAUCCUGUUCGUCGUGAUCAUCUUCCACCAAACAUUCGAGGGGCUCGGUCUCGGAUCCCGGCUCGCCUCGCUGCACGACACUCUGCCCCCGACCUACCACCUGGUGCCCUACCUCGCGGCGGCCGUGUACGGAAUCAGCACCCCCAUCGGCAUCGCCGUCGGGCUCGGCGUCCGCUCGACCUACAACCCGGGCGGGACCACCGCCAGCAUCGUCAGCGGGAUCCUGGACUCUCUCAGCUCCGGUGUGCUGAUCUACACUGGUUUGGUCGAGCUGCUCGCACACGAGUUCCUCUUCAACAAGGAGAUGAUCAACUCGAGCAACGGGAAGCUGGCUUAUGCCAUUUGCUGCAUGCUCCUGGGCUGCGGGAUCAUGGCGCUGCUCGGACGAUGGGCUUGAGACUAUCAAACUAAUUCCCCAGUAUUUAAAAAGUAGAGCUAUGCUUCAUAUGACCCCUGUCUUCAACACGGC
This is a messenger RNA of Mycena citricolor, 3064 nucleotides long. The record is from the annotation of a GenBank genome assembly. NCBI's taxonomy places the organism in Eukaryota, Fungi, Basidiomycota, Agaricomycetes, Agaricales, Mycenaceae.